GUGUGCACACAUUUCUUGCGCACUUCCCAGUCUCGCACUUCAGGUCUGGCAGGAAGCAGUGAAAAAAGUCCUCCAAAUUCACUUUAACCCAACACACAAGCUAUCAAUUUUCAUGUACCUGCAGUGAGUCGCUUUGAAAGACCGCACAUCAUCGUAGAGAAAUUUCCUCGAUUGUUGCACAUUCAAUUCCCUGUGCCAAAUUACACUUUCUGGCAACCGGAGCAUCUGUGUGGCCAAAUAGCAGGACAAUGAAGCUUCUCUGUGGAUUUAUGGCCAAAAAAGUCCAUUCUCUCUGCUGAAUUUUGUUGCUCAACAUCCCGGAAAAGAGGCGCUCUGAGGAGGAAUUGGAAAAAAUGCCCAUCCAAGUGCUCGAUUACGACCACUUUGCCAUCAGUGCAAUUGUAACAGUGGCCAUGCAAAUUAUAUUCUUCAUCAUUGCCGCAACAUUUCAACUGGACAAGCUCACAGACUUUGCCGGAGGCGUGAAUUUCAUCAUUGUGGCCCUACUCACAUUCUUCCUUGGCCAGAUUGAUAGGACAAUGAAGGCCUACGACAGCCGACAGCUCAUGGUCACCGUGUUUGUGUGCAUCUGGGGAGCGAGACUGUCCGGAUAUCUGCUCUAUCGCAUUGUCAAAAUCGGCAGAGACAAGCAGUUCGAGGACACAAAAAGAAAUGUCAUUCGAUUUGCCGUCUUCUGGACAUUUCAGGCAGUGUGGGUGUUUGUUGUGUCUCUCCCUGUGAUAAUUAUAAACUCCCCGAGGCAUUCGCAGCCCAACGCGCCGCGGACAAUGACAACACUGGACUCCGCCGGAACGGGAAUGUUCACGGUGGGUCUGCUGGCGGAGACUUAUGCCGAUCUGCAGAAGUUCAGCUUCCGCCAGGAUCCGGCGAAUCAGGGCAAGUUCUGCAAUGACGGCCUGUGGCGCUUGUCCAGACACCCCAACUACUUCGGCGAAAUCGUGAUCUGGUGGGGCGUAUUUGUCAUCUCACUGAAUGUGAUCAAUGGCUUUGAGUGGGUGGCGAUCAUGUCGCCGAUCUUCACCACCUUCAUCAUCCUCUUUCUAUCCGGAAUCCCAGUGCGAGAACGCUCAUCCGACGACAAGUACAGAGACAACAUUGAAUACCGCAAAUAUAAGGCCACCACGUCACCCCUCAUCCCCAUCCCGCCGGCCAUCUAUGCCGAGGUGCCGCGCGCCCUGAAGUUCAUCCUCUGCUGCGAGUUCCCGCUGUACGACUCCCUGGACAUGCACACGGACGAGAUGCCCUACGCCAUCUCGCUGGCACACUCGCACACAUAGCAAUCAAUGCCGGGGCCCAGCAGCCAGCACCACCGCUCUUCGGGCUCCGGCCACCAGCGCACAGCGGCCACCAGCUCCUCAGCCUCCACAGUGCACGAGGAGCCGGAGGCGAAGCAGUUCUACGUGUCCGCCACCGCGACCCACUGCAUCCCCGGAGCCACCGGCAGCUCCACCGUGACCACCAUUCUGUGAUUCCGCCAGAGACAGGCGCGGUCGACAGGGCGAAAGGACUAUAUUUUUCUAAGACCCACAAGUAGAGAGUUGGAGAAAGUGUGAUUAAUUCCCAGAAUGCUCACUGUUAGUUCGCUCAAGUUUUUGUGUUGAGAACAGCAAACAAAACACCAACAAACCAUUCUAGUCCUCCUAAGGAGUGAGACGUAUGUAUUUUGAAAGUCUAUUUUUUUACUCUCAGCUCAUCAAAGAUUUUAUUUUUAUAUGUUAGCCACCAAGAAUAUUAGCAAUUGAAUGUUACUCAACUAGCCUAGCAUUUAUUUUAGUAAUGUAAAAAAACAAAAUCAAACAGUAGAAUUGACGUGAACAAAUACCUAAUAAUACUUAAAAUGAUAUUAGAAAUAAAAGAAAAAAAACUCUUCCUGCCAUCGAAAGAUCCUCAAGAUUACUCACAGAGCUCAAACCCCAGCCAGCGAUUAGGGAGAUAUUACUAAUAACUCUUAUAAUAAUGAGCAAUCAAAUACAAUAUCAGAGAUAAAGUAAGUUGCAUGCGACUUUUUUUUUAGCGUCAUGUUAGUUUCGAAAGAGAUUUUUUUCCUGAAAAUAACUACACAACACCCAAAAAAUAAUAAACACCGUGUUUGACUAAGAUUCUGCACAGAGGAAAUGCUCAAAAAUCCCAUUUUCGAAUAGAUUUUAUCGCAAAGUCAAACCUAAAUAUAUAAAACAAAUGUCAAAGGUGUGACCAGAAAGAGCACGCAACACUUAAAAAAAACUGCAUAAAAAUGUUCAUAAUUACUAAUUUUUUCAAUUCCAAUUUUGCAGUUUUUAACGAGAAAUUCUCACUGGUACAAAUCUUCUGGCGUCACCUUUGACUACUAAAACAUGUUUAAAACUAUUGAAUGUUGUUUACAUCUCGAGGAUAAAGACUUGCAUUUGAGUUAACCUCCGUAUUGGAAAAAUGUGAGCCUAACAAUAUCAAUCAUCUUCAUGUUCGUUGAAAGGAUUUUUACCCGAAAUAAAGAAAAAAAGAAUCUCUAGCUCAAUUAUUGUUCAAGUUCACCCGAAUUAACAACAUAUCGCGCGGUGACAGAUUUUUCUGCUAUAUGGAAAAUAUUGAGAACAAUAAAAAUCUAUGGUGUCUACUAGAAAAUAGAGAGUCAACAUAUCUAAAACUUAAGAAAAAGAGUCUUGUGCCAACUUGCACGAACAACAACCUCUCUCGAGAGACACGAAGGAGAAUCUCGAAGAAACCUAUUUAUUGAGUUCGUUGUGUGAAUUGAUGAUGUGUUACUGUUGGAAGUUAGAAAA
This is a messenger RNA of Phlebotomus argentipes, 2780 nucleotides long. RefSeq lists its product as uncharacterized. The record is from RefSeq and is a predicted model, not a curated record. Gene Ontology annotation, cellular component: membrane. The transcript has 4 exons. Gene Ontology annotation, biological process: lipid metabolic process. Bases 354 to 1298 code for a protein of 314 amino acids. Gene Ontology annotation, molecular function: oxidoreductase activity, acting on the CH-CH group of donors. Lineage: Eukaryota; Metazoa; Arthropoda; Insecta; Diptera; Psychodidae.